GCGGCCGCUCGCAGCCAUGCCGGGCCCGGGGCGCUGAGCCGGCCCCGCCGCCGCCCCGCACAAUGGAGGAGGAGAGCAUUAAGCAGAGUUCCCGUUCCUCUGAGGCAGCUGAAGAUGAAAAGGACCAGAGGACAGUGACAGUCAAUCCCUCUCACAUGAGAAAGGCUUUCAAGGUCAUGAAUGAAUUACGGAGCAAGCGGCUCCUGUGCGAUGUGGUGAUUGUGGCCGAGACCGUGGAGAUGGAAGCUCACCGGGUGGUGCUGGCAGCCUGCAGCCCCUAUUUCUGUGCCAUGUUUACAGGAGACAUGUCUGAAAGCAAGGCCAAGAAGAUUGAGAUCAAGGACGUGGAUGGGCAGACCCUGAGGAAGCUGAUAGAUUACAUCUACACGGCGGAGAUCGAGGUCACCGAGGAGAACGUGCAGGUUUUGCUGCCAGCUGCCAGUUUACUGCAACUGAUGGACGUCAGAAAGAACUGCUGUGACUUCCUGCAGUCCCAGCUGCACCCCACCAACUGCCUUGGCAUCCGCGCCUUUGCCGACGUGCACGCCUGCAGCGAGCUGCUGCAGCAGGCCAACGCCUACGCAGAGCAGCAUUUCCCUGAGGUGAUGCUAGGAGAAGAAUUUCUUAGCCUUAGUCUGGACCAGGUUUGCAGUUUAAUAUCAAGUGACAAGCUCACAGUCUCCUCUGAAGAAAAGGUGUUUGAAGCAGUUAUCUCUUGGAUCAAUUAUGAGAAGGAAUCUCGCUUGGAGCACAUGGCUAAGCUGAUGGAGCACGUUCGCCUGCCCCUCUUGCCCAGGGAUUACCUGGUACAGACAGUCGAAGAAGAAGCUUUAAUCAAGAAUAACAACACCUGUAAAGACUUCCUUAUUGAAGCCAUGAAAUAUCAUUUGCUUCCUCUGGAUCAAAGGCAACUAAUAAAGAAUCCCAGGACAAAGCCAAGGACCCCUGUUAGCUUGCCAAAGGUGAUGAUUGUGGUGGGUGGGCAAGCACCCAAAGCCAUUCGCAGUGUGGAGUGCUAUGACUUUGAGGAGGAGCGGUGGGAUCAGGUUGCUGAGCUUCCCUCACGGAGAUGCAGAGCAGGCGUGGUGUUCAUGGCUGGCAGUGUCUAUGCCGUGGGAGGUUUCAAUGGCUCGCUGCGGGUGCGCACGGUGGACGUGUACGACGGCGCCAAGGACCAGUGGACGUCCAUCGCCAGCAUGCAGGAGCGGCGCAGCACGCUGGGCGCUGCCGUGCUCAACGACCUCCUCUACGCCGUGGGAGGCUUUGAUGGCAGCACUGGUCUGGCAUCAGUUGAGGCCUAUAGCUAUAAAACCAAUGAGUGGUUUUUUGUGGCUCCCAUGAACACAAGAAGAAGCAGUGUUGGAGUUGGAGUUGUGGAGGGGAAGCUGUACGCGGUGGGCGGCUACGACGGCGCGUCGCGGCAGUGCCUGAGCACGGUGGAGCAGUACAACCCCGCCACCAACGAGUGGACCUACGUGGCUGACAUGAGCACGCGGCGCAGCGGGGCAGGUGUUGGUGUGCUCAGUGGGCUGCUCUACGCCACCGGGGGCCACGACGGGCCCUUGGUGAGGAAGAGUGUGGAAGUCUACGACCCAGGGACAAACACCUGGAAGCAAGUGGCAGAUAUGAAUAUGUGCAGAAGAAAUGCAGGGGUGUGUGCUGUGAAUGGUCUCCUCUACGUGGUGGGAGGCGAUGAUGGUUCCUGCAACCUGGCCUCGGUGGAGUACUACAACCCCAGCACAGACAAGUGGACGUUGUUGCCAACCAGCAUGAGCACAGGGAGGAGUUAUGCAGGUGUGGCUGUGAUUCACAAACCCUUGUGACACACGAUCAAGCCAAUGUGAGGAGCAGAAGUGAAGUGGAUCCAGCUAGGUGGUGUUGGGAAGAUGACUGACCUCUGACUUGACCCAUCUCAUUGCUGUUAAUGUCUUAGCAUGACAAGUGAUACGUUGCAAGCAUCAUCCACUCUGCAGUGGAUUGCAUAGCCAAGUGAAAAUCCCUCUGGGGACGUGUUCCAUGCUAGACACGAGGUGUUGCUUGUUAUCUGUGGUGCAAUCAGCUGUUCUUCUCGAUGGCAUGUGUCCUGAGAUAAACACUGUGCUUGGACUGCAGGCACGGGAUUUUUUGUGUGAAACAAAACUGCUACGUUUGGGCAUGUGAGUAAAAACGAACGUUUCUGGAUUUCUUCCCUACUGAUGCUCCGUGCACAUUGCUGGUUGAACUACUUACUCACUGUGCCUGGAGGGUGGACUUUAAUACUGGCAGGGGAAACUCCUGAGUUCCAGCAGAGAAAAAACAGCAGAAAUGGACUGGAACAGGGUGGUCUGGCUCGAGUGUGACGCUGUCUCAGCCGUACGUUUGUACAUGCCACUGGACUGCUGUGUGUAUCCCUGAAAUGCUUGUGGAAAUAAACACCAUGUGGUUUUUCUACUUGCCAUGGAUGCUGUGUGCUGUGCGUGCCGGGACCUGCUGGGCAGUGCCUUCCCUGGGGCUGAGCUCUCUGCACCUGAGCCACACUGAACCCACAGCCCCACACUACACAUGCUGCUCCCACGGGCUUUGUUGCUCCUGUGAAACCAGUGUUGCUUGAAUAGAAAAUGUUCCCAACCCACACUUUUCAGCUGUGCUGAAAGCUUCAUUCUAGCUCUGUCCAGCAUCUCAAUGCCAUUUCAUAAUAGAGCAUUUAGAUGUAAAAAAAAAAAACCCUUAUGGUGCCAUUAAUGUAGAGACAUUCUGUGCAGUGAGAGCCCUCUGUCACCCAAGCAGGGAUUAAUGAGCCAAGUAAAAUACCUGCAGUGUUUUAAUGCUUCCAGAGCAGGGAGAUUAACUAAUCACUGUCACUGUAAUUGCUAUUUUAGUCUUGCCCUUACUAAAAGCAUUCCUCUGUUAGUAUGAAGAACUCAAAAGAUUAUUCCAAACAGACAAAUCUAGAUCCAUAUGUAAGAGACCUGUCUUGCUUAUAUACCAAAUUCUUAAAGUUUCCUGUUUAAGAAGAUGUUUGACUUUAAAAUACCUUUUUGUGUCUCCCUAUGAGCUCUGACCUGCUUCUGCAUACAGAGGUGAGCUCCAAAAAGCUCCUCAGCUAAAGGGAACUAGUGAAGAAAAAUAUUUUCUCUACUCUUUUUCUUGUUGUUUGGGUUUGGUUUUUUUCUGUUUUCCACUUGUAGAUCAGCUGAGGCUUUUUGUUGUGGGCAGCUGUCCAGAGCUGUUAUGCUGGUUUCUGUCUCCAUAGAUCUGCUCUGUGUGACCUUUGACAGUAGAAGAGAAAAAUACUUAAAAAUUUAUUUCAGAGGGAUCCAAGCUGCAUCAUCUUGUGCUGCUUUUGGAGAGGAGUGGGUUUCUUCUAUAAAUAUGUGUUCUUUGGUGUUUACACAGUCCUUGCUAGAUGGGUGCCUGCUCACUGUGGGGAAACAGCCCCUGCCUGUGUUGUGUCACUGCCUGCAGAGGGGCUGGCAUUCCCUUCACAGGGAAUGUGAGGUAGCUCCCACUCCUCUUGGGAUGUUCUUGUUCACAAACAAAGGCAAACUGUCUAAAGAAAAUGCAUUACUACUCUUUAUGCUACCCUUCCACUGUAUGUGAGCUCAGAGGUCUUGAAAAUAAUAAUUAAAAAAAAAAAAUUAGUCCUUUCCAUAAUACCCGUUAAACCUUUUGCUUUGAGUUUUACAACCUGCAGUGAAAUGUGCCAAAACCAAUACUGUGACAUACUGCUCUCCUGUGAGAUGUUGCUUACUGCAAAAGCCAUUGAGGCUGGUAGGAAUGUACCCUGGUAGGAAUUUACAUCCCAGUAGGAAUGUACAUCCCAGUAGGAAUGUACCCAGUAGGAAUGUACAUCCCAGUAGGAAUGACCUGAGUAGGAAUAUUCCCCUGACUGCAGCUGCCUUGGGGUCAGAGUCCUGAGAUGCACCUUUAUGGUGGCAUCAUAAGGAAGGUGAUGAGGCCUCAGCUGGGACAGAAUUCCAAUUAAAUUCCAAUUCACUGUCCCAAAAAGUGCUUCCCUUCCAUGCAGCCUGGUAAUAAAGGAUAAAAUGGGACAGACAAAGCAUUUCAGUGCAAGGUAGCAUCUGUUGUUAGGCAGAGGUGACUGGACAAGGCUGGACAAGCAUUUGGGCACUUGUUACCUCUGGUACAGACAUAAAGCUAAAUAAACUCCUCUAUAAGCUACUGUGCAGCCCAGCUGCAGCUCAACAGUUGGGAACAGCUCCCAGCCAACAUUCUCACACCUCUGGCUUCACUGGAGUAGAGGCCAAUAUUACCCAGAGACUAUGAGUUUAUGUGGGCUGGAGAUAAAAAUUGGUAGGUACUGCUAGAGAGGGGCAAGGCUGCAAUUUGCUGUGUUUGUCAGGUGGGCAAAGUGGGUACAACUGGAGGUGGGAUAAUUUUAUCCCCUGCUCUCCAUCUGUUCACAGACCUUUCUUAAUUACUAGGUUUUGGUGGUUCUCUGCUCUUGUAAAAUGGCAUUUCUGCCCAGUGCUGGCCCAGAGCUGGCAUGCUGGACAGGGCUAGGACUCACAGCCCUUGCCAGGGGUGGGGGAUGCUGUUCCCAGCCCAGCCAGUGCUCCUCGUGGUGUUCCCUCCCUUCCUUCCCAAACGUUGCAGUGUUAUGCAAGUCAAGUGACCUCGUUCUCCAGCUAUGCAAUACAAACAACGUGUGAUGAACCAGCUGUGCCCCCCCACCCCCAAAAUGCUUUUGGAAUUUGUCUUUGAUGCGUGGUUUCGUGUUUGUAUUGUUCAUUUUGAGCACCUGAGCCAGAUCCUUUACAGAUUGCCUUUUUCUAGGACUGAAAACGUAGCAUUAGUACUAACAAAUUUUAUUGUAAAUAUUUUUAUAAGACGAUUUAAAAUAAUAUUUGGAUUGCUUUUUAUGGUCUUCAGUGACAUUUCUGGAUCUAAUUCGUGCACUCCAGUGUGGUUUCUGCUGGCUGUGGUGUAGGUGUGACUCUGUAUGUUCUCUGCACAAGAAGUGCCAUGUUGUAAGGAAGAUCUGGGAUAGGUGCUGUGUUGGUUUGAAUGUUAGAAGGACAGCCUGGGCUCCACAUUAUGAGAUAAAUUCAGACCCAUUACCUCAGUCACCAGUAGGCCCUUAGAUUAUUGGUUAUUUUACAAUGAUUCCAAUACCCUGAUUUAAUUUCCUCGUGCCAUGAGUUUGGUUCCUGGGCAGUUUGGGGGACAAGCUGUCACUUGGUCGUUCUGUUUCUUGGCUCCUGCAUGAGCUGCUUGAAGACAGAGAUACUGCCCACAACAGCCUGGGCACAACCCCCAGAAUGCCAAAAUCACACAAAUUAUUGCAGGAGUUUUACUAAAAGCUUUACAGACCAAAUUUUAACCUCUUCCUCAUGUUGGUCCUUGGUGAAUAUGCACACUUUCCUCAGCUUCAUUCUGUUGUAAUCUCUUUUUGGGGUCACCCUGUGCUUGACUCCUGUGGGUUUGUGGCCCAGGGUUUCCUCAAGGGGAUUUUGCUGCUGCAGAAAAGCCCCCGGGAUGAGCCCCAGCCCCAGGAGCAUCAUGUGUGGUGCACACCCUGCUGGGCUCUCAGCAGAUCUAACUCAAGCAAGCUGUUGUUUAAACAAGUCUGAACGAAGUCCAUCUUUUCCAUUGGUGCCUAAUAGAUAAAUUGGGGGUGUUUAAAAUCAAUUUUCAGUUCAUUCAGUUUAUCCAAACAGUGUCUUUUUAUGGAUGUGUACAACAAGUAAUUACCAUAAAUACACUUGGCAGUGUUUGCAUGUCACCACCAUGAAAGUUUAAUACUCUUCUCUGGUUUACAGUGUUUGGAGACCAAAAUCCUUAAUAUCCAGUGAGGUGUGGUGCCUGUUCAUCAACCAAUGAUGGCUCAAAGGAUAAAUGCUGUAUAUCAGGCUACUGUGAUGGUUCAACAGAUGAAUGCAGCUUGGUCUUAACCUUUGGGAUUCAUUAUUCAUAGAUUGUCAAAGCAGUUGCUCCCUUUGCCCACAUCAUGCCCAAAAAUCACUUUCAUGUGAGCAUUGUUGCUCAAAGCUGCAGUGUUUGGGAGUGUACUAGAUAUUAUGGUCUGAAUAUGGGCUCAUCCACUUUUUUUCAUCCUCCUUUAUCUUUGUUUAUGGGUUUAUAAAUUAUUUUCCUCUUCAGUGAUAAUAAAUAAAUAAAUAUUGAUAAUUUUAAUUUGUAUAUUUUAUGUAUAAAGACCCUCAAGGGUAAUGAAUGAUUUUGAAGUAAUUUACUUGGGUGUGAAAAAAUUUUGGUUUUGUAAACCAGACUACUUUGGUUCAGUAGCUGACAGUAUACUCUAACAAGUUGGUUGACUGUUUAGGCUCAUUUUUUAAAUUAGAGAUUUUUGCAUGAGUGUGGAGGACAAAGGACUUUGCAAAGUAACUCUCUUGACAGCUGUCUUGUUCAGAGCGACGAACAACUCAAGAAACAUUCUUCACUGACAUAUUUCUAUUAUGAAAGAAAAUCACACCGUAGUUCCCCAUAAUUUAAUUUGAAUAAAAACUGGACUAAUGAAACUU
This is a messenger RNA of Melospiza georgiana, 6482 nucleotides long. It is a transcript of the gene KLHL3, whose product is annotated as kelch like family member 3. The transcript is spliced from 15 exons. Gene Ontology annotation, cellular component: cytosol. Lineage: Eukaryota; Metazoa; Chordata; Aves; Passeriformes; Passerellidae. The coding region runs from base 63 to 1823 and encodes 586 amino acids. Gene Ontology annotation, biological process: renal sodium ion absorption; protein K48-linked ubiquitination; monoatomic ion homeostasis. Gene Ontology annotation, molecular function: protein binding. The record is from RefSeq and is a predicted model, not a curated record.